GGGACUGUGAUAGGUAACAUAACUGGUGAAGAUUUCGAUGGGCCUGACCCGCUAACAUUCUACUGCGACACUGACGCCACCAAGGAGCUUGUCUCACUGAGCCCGCCAAGACGGCUCACCAAUUCAUCUUCUAUAGUAGACAUCAUCCUGAAGACGCAACUUGAUAGAGACUAUGUAAGCUUACUAUCCUUAAUAUUCCAAGAAACUACAAACACAUGACUAUGUUAAGAACAUAGUAUGUUUGUAACUCAUACACGAAUAUGUUAGUCUCUGAAUAUAUGUUAGGUAAACUGAAAUUAAAAAAAAAAUUAUAUAACUACAAAAAUAUAUUAAAUUUAAAAUAUCAUAGAAAAUAGUUAGAUCGAAUACUUGAAAACUUUCAUGAGUAAUUUGUCAUAUUUCUUAUAUGCAAAAUGGAUAUUUGAGAAUGUAGGUUUAUUGGGUUAGAGUUGUAAUUAUUCUUGAAACUUAACAGAUAUGUUUUAAACUAAUAGACCUAUUGUUACUCCAAAAAAGCUGUGUAAUUGGGAAAACAAUAUUUGUUUAAUUGUACAACAUUUUUUUUAUAACUUCCAGAGCAAUUGAUUAGACAAUUUUGUGACGUAAAAUUUUUAACGUUCACACUUCAAUUGUUGUAUGGCCAGAUUGUAAGGUUUAAUCAUUUGUAUUUCUUUGUAUUGCAGGCUCCUAAUAUGAGGACUUUGUAUUUUUCUAUAUCAGAUGGAGCGAGUUCGGUAAAUAUUUUAACGCUUAUUGGUAAAAAAAAAUAACAAUAUAACACUUCAAUGCAAUGUAAGAAGUCAGUUUUCAUCUGUAAAGAAGCCAAAAUCUAUUUACAUCUAAGCUGACACGUUUCUUCACUUGAUACCUUUUUUUGGUUCUAUUUUAUUUGUAUUUUAUUGUGCUUCAAAUAUAUACGAGUAAUUGUUAACGACUGGCUGGGUCUACAGCUUUGUGUUCUUACUUGACCACAUCCUUUUAGAAGCCCAGCAAGUCACUAAUGUAUGUUUCCAGUUAAUGAAUCUACCCACAGUCACAUCUGCUGAACCUUGCUGCAUACUUUGUGUAUAAUUUAGGGGGGUCUCCCUUACCUGCACGUCCCUAAACUUCACGGCUGUGCUUAACAAGGAAAAUUGUCCCUGGGCUUUGCCAUUUUUUGGCGUAGUUUGAUUGAAAGUCCCCCAAGUUUAUUUUUGAUUCCAUCAUGAAGUAGAACGAUUUUUUUUUACCAUUUAAUUACAACAGAGCAACAUUUAAAGUUGUGAAAGAUAGAGACACAUAGACCCAACAUCACUGUGUGUAGAUGUGAAUAGUUUCAGACACAUCUCCACCACGUGUGUCAAUGCCAAUAGUUUCAGUCACAUCUCCACCACAUGUGUCAAUCCCAAAAAUUUUCAGACACAUCUCUACCACGUGUUUUAAAGCCAAUAGUUUCAGACACAUCUCUACCACGUGUGUCAAUCCCAAAAGUUUCUAACACAUCUCCGCUACGUGUGUCAAUCCCAAAAGUUUUAGACACAUUGUCAUGUUUACCACGUGUAUCAAUGCCAAUAGUUUCAGACACAUCUCUACAACGUGUGUCAAUGCCAAUAGUUUCAGACACAUCUCCACUACGUGUGUCAAUCCCAAAAGUUUCAGACACAUCUCCACCACGUGUGUCAAUCCCAAAAGUUUCAGACACAUCUCUACCACGUGUGUCAAUGCCAAAAGUUUCAGAUACAUCUCUACCACGUGUGUCAAGGCCAAUAGUUUCAGACACAUCUCUACCAAGUGCUUCAAAGCCAAUAGUUUCAGACGCAGUAAUAGUAGUCACAUACGCUGCUUUAAAGUUACCACUUGUAUCUGAAGGGAACUUCAAAGAUAACUUCGCAUAUUCUUUUUAACAAGCCUCAAAGGGGUUUUGCGGAUCAAAGAAUCUAAUACCGUGUAUUCCAAAGCAGUUACACCAAGAAUAUUGACAUAUUCUGUAUGGAAUUCAACAAAAUUUAAAGUGUGUUUUUAAUGGAACAAAAGAUGCCAAUAAAUUUGGACCUGAAUGUUUUGGACACUAUACUGAUUGCAUGACAUCGCGACCUCAGUAUCGUAUAAUAGUGCUCUGCAGUUAUAAAAUGAAUUUCAUUUCUACAGCGAUUGCUGUGGCUGUCUUUCCGGUAAUAUGAAUAAAGCCAAGAAAAAAUUCAUCUUAACACAACUCAACUACAACUUCUUUCACUUUUUUGGAAAUCUGCUCAAAACGCGAGAGAUUUGGAACAAUGGAAAAAAUAAUGGCUCAUGUCCAUGUCAAAUGUGCAGGGAAUUGGCGCCAUGAUGUCAUUUGCGUGAAUUUUUUAAUUUUUGUGUGGAAGUCACAGAUUAAGCCUUUUAUCACAUAAUUAAUUUCGUUAUAUAAUUUCCCGCUUAAGUUAUUGUAUCUAGGACGUUACCGAGAUUUAAAUGGUCUUCUAGCGAUCCUAAAUUUGGGGGACCAAAAGUCCCGUAAAAACGGGAUUGACCCGUUUUUCACGUUUGUACCUGUUGUCCCGAAAAAGUUUCUCGGAACGCCUAAAUAUCCCGUUUAUUAAACCAAACACAUUUUCAAAUCACUAAAACGUCCUAAUUUAUAUUAUAACUUCAAGUAAUAUUGUCGCUAGCUAUGUAGCCAGUGCCAGUAGUGAUGUGGACUCGCGUGAUGGUUGCACUGCCCCCCCCCACCACCAGAGUCCCUGCCAUAGACAUUAAAAGUAAAUGUAUAGCGAAAGACACGAGACUUAUAUCCUAUAUCCAAUUAAUCAUCCUAUCCAAUUAAUCAUCCUAUAUCCAAUUAAUCAUCCUAUAUCCAAUUAAUCAUCCUAUAUCCAAUUAAUCAUCCUAUAUCCAUUUAGGCUAAUCGUCCUAUAUCCAAUCAGUCGUCCUAUAUGUAGUCAAUCCUCUUUUAUCCAUUCAAUCAUAGGUAUCCAGUCAAUCCUCCUAUAACCAGUCAAUCCUAUAUCCAGUCCAUCCUAUUUCCAUUCAAUCCUUUUAUAAACAGUCAAUCCUCCUAUAUCCACUCAAUCCUUCUAUUUCCAGUCAAUCCUCCUAUAUCCAGUUAAUACUAUAACCAAUCAAUUCUCCUACAUCCAAUCAAUGUUUCUAAAUCCAAUAAAUUCACCAUAUCCAAAUCGAUACUGACUGGUAUAUUAAGUUAAUCCUAAAUCCAGUUAUUCCAAUAUCCACUCAAUCCUAUAUCCAAACAAUUCCCCUAUAUCCAGUGAAGCAGAAAGCGCCAUCUACUAGAAGAACAGCAAAGCUAGUGGCUAAAAAUGUGGGUUUAUUUUGGAAAAUCUGAAUAUGUCUACCCACUGGUUAAUUAUGAUUUUAAAAAAGUAUAAAAAUUAAACACAACUUACCAAACUUCUUUUCCAACUCAGAUUCCAGUGUUGAUAAAACUGUACAUACUAGAUGUUAAUGAUGUUGCUCCACAAUUUGUCAACCUGCCCUAUGAAGUCACGAUUAAAGAGGUGUGGGUCAAUUCUUUUAUUUGUCUGUGUACUUUAAGGAAUUUGUGAGAGAUUUUUUAUUAUGUCAUAUUAUUUAAAUAAUAAUUGUUUGUUUGUUGGUGUUUUUUCAAAUAUUAAUCUAGUCUUUAAGAAUAAUAUACCUUUUGUUUAUUUCAAUUGUAUAUCACUUGUCAAUAAAUACUCCACAAAUUUCAGGACGCUCAAGCGAAUACUGUUGUGUAUUCUGGUGUUUCAGUUGUAGAUCCAGACACUGCUCGGGUGGAAAUCUCAAUGGAGGUGGGAAACUCAUAUAUAAAUAUAUAUUAAGUUUACAUUUAUAUUCUCUCUAAGGGUUAUUUUCAAUUUAAAUAUAAUUUAAUUAACACUCAAAGCAUUAUCAUUAUACAUCAGUGGAUAAUUUAAAACAUGAAAAUGUGGCUGAUGGGCCCACAAAGUUGAAAUAUACAUUUUUACUUCUCUAAUAAAACUCACACUAGUCAAACAUUCAGAUGUGAACUAAAGCACAUCAGUCAUACAUUCAGAUGAGCCUAGUAUGAUUUAUGUAUUGUCAAAGUAUUUAAUGAGUUAUUUGUAUUACAAUGCUUGAAAGUGAUUAAGUCAUUAAUACUAAUUAAUAAAAAAAACUAUUUUAAUGAAAUUCAUUAAAAUCAUAAAUUAUAUUUUAAAUUUACAAAUUAUUGUUUUUUUUUCUUGUAGACUAAUGCUCAGGUAAGAAGCUAUUUUUGUUAGUUUAGCAUUAAAACAUAUCUAUACAACAUUUUUAUCAGGCUUAAAUGAAAUUAUUUAAACUUUAAAUAAAAGAGAUCAAUAACUAUUGAUCAAAUAUUGCAAAAUGACAAAUGCUUUUAAAAUAGUUUUAUAUCAUGAUUGGUGACAGCUGGUCGAUAAGACCUAUUAUAUAUUUUAAAUGUUGAGCACAUUAUUGAAAUUUUUUUUUUGAAACUAUUUGAAAUAAAUAAUAGACAGUGAAUUUUUUAAAUAAUAAUGAACAAUUUAAUAUUUUAGCACGCAAGCAGAUUAAAAAGGCUUAGGCUCUUUACAUUCUUAUUGGAUGAUAAAAUAAUAGCUUGAAUGUAUUUAGAGAAAUACAGUUAUAAAUUUGAAUUUACACAUUUGGUAGUUAAUUAUAGAAUAUUAAUUAUCAAAUUGUUAUUAUAAAAUAGUUAUGAGUUAUUAUAAAAAUGUUAUUAUAAAUGUUCUGAUCUUAGUGUUUGAAUUCAUAUUCCAAGCACUUCAUUGAAAUUCAAAAGCAAAAUCCAUCUCUCAUCACUAACAAAUUUUACUAAAUGAUUCACAUUUUCACGUAAAUUAUGGUUUAGCAUGCUGCUUUUGAUGAUAAAUGCUUCCUUCUCCCAGGCAACUGAUGAGGAAUACAAAACAACUUUUAUAAUUAACCCUUUUACUGGCCAUAUAACAUUGAACCGCACACUGGACUAUGAGAAACACAGCUAUUACCAAUUCAAAAUCAUGGCAGUGGUAAGGGGGAUUACACAGAUCUGAGUUCUGCUUCAUGUUUUAUAAAGCUCCAUCAAAUUUAAAUGUCUUUAGGAAAUUCAUUACAAGUUUUAUUUUGUUUUUUGUAGCAUUUAAAACAUGUUUACAGUUCUUAAAGAAGUCUUAUCUGGAUUAUGUACAGAAAAAAACAUAUGUGAUAUAUUUACUAUAGAUUUGAGAUCAAAUACAUCUGUGAGACAGAUUUCAGUAACUUUGUUGUUUGUCACUUUAGUUUUGAAGGAAUUGUAAACAUUAUGUUUUACUAAAUGUAAGCUAUCAUAAAAAUUAAUUUACUAAAUUGAUUUUUUUUCAAGUUGUAAAGCAUUAAAAUAAAAUUUUAAAGAAAUUAAAAUUUCUUAACAAAUAAAUUUUGAAAAGUUAAAGAAAAGCUCACAAAUCUUGGUUGUUUUAACUAAACAAUUAUCAUUACAAUGGCCAAUUAAUUCUUAUAUUUAUUUUUUUGCUUAUAUUUUUAAAGCUUACAUCAUACAUUUAUACUCUCGAUAUGUAUGAUUUCUAACUUAAUUUAAUGAGCAACUGAACACAUAUAAGGCAUUUCUAAUGCAGGCUUAAUUGAAAUUAAGAUUGAAAAGUUAUGGAGUUAGUAUUUCUUGUAAUUUAAGAAGGACAAACAUGUACUAUUUAUUGUUACAGAAAUGUCAGUGGAAUAAAGUGAAAAGUUAUUUCUACUUAAAGAUAGUUUGCCUGAAAGAUCAUUUUUCUCUAUAAAUUUUCAAUAAUUAUAAUGGGGUUUGUGAUAAAAUUUAUACACAUUUAAAAUAUUUAAUAUAUAAGCUAUAUAGAUAUAUGAAAACAAGACUAUGUAUAAUUCAAAUGUUACAAAAUAAUUUUAGUGUUAUAACAAACUUAGUGAAAUCAUUAAUCAUCAAAAUGUGUAAAAAUACUUCAAAAUGCUUAAGAUGUCUCAAAGUUUUGCCAAAAGAGCAAAAUAUACCUUAAUUAAUGUUUGAUGUUAACAUUUGAAUGGACGUACUAAUGGCAUAGUUUUCUUAUUUAAUCACAGGACCAAGGUGGUCUGAAAGCUGACCCUGCCAGUUUUGUUGUUUAUGUUCUAGAUGUCCAGGACACAGCACCAAUAUUUGUCAAUUUGCCUUACAGUGAACAAACAUAUGAAAAUGCUACAGUGGUGAGUCGGUUUUAUCUGUCACUUUUACUUGGCUACUAUUUCCCUAAAUGACAUUAACAUAUUUCUUCCUAUUUUUAGAAAAAUCUGAAAAUCCUCUAACUAUUCAAAUGAAAGCAGGCUAUUUUAUAUGCUAAACAUUUUCAGAUAUUGUUACUCACAAAUUUUUGCAAAGCCAUUAGCAUUCAGUUAUGGACUUCCAUGUGCAUUUGCAGCCUAUCAGUAAAUCUUACAUUUUAAAUUGGAGAUCAAUGCUUUUUUGAUUAUUUUAUUUUCCUAAUUUUCAUAUUUACCAGUGUUAGUGUUAGCAAAGUGAAGUUAAAAUUCAUUUAAAAGUCAUAUUGAUUCUCUAUAAAAUACCAUCACAAUGUAUAGAAAAUCUUAAUUAUGGUCUUUUUAAAAAUCUUAUUGCACUUGCCCAUAAAUAAGGCUGACACAUUAUGAUACAAUGCAUUGAUUAAGAAUUUUUUCUUUUUCUUGAAAUUUUUACAAUGUUCACUUCUCCAGGGUAAGUCAAUACUUAAGGUUGUUGCUGUGGAUGGAGACAAGGGUAUUCCUAAUAACAUUACCUACAGCUUUGAAAGUGGUGAGUAAAAUGGUCGGAAUAUGUGCAUAAUGCAAAGUAAAACUAGUAAAAGAAGUUUCAUUUUCAUAAAUUUGUGACAUAUGGUUUUAUGUUUUAUUAUGUUUUAUUAUAUUUUUUUUACAACAUGUUUAACAAAUAUCAUAAAUGCUUUAGAUUCUCUUUUCCAGUAAGCAUAUUAUUUUUUACAUCAACAUCCAACUUUCAUACAUAUUUCAUAGAUUCUUUACAUUCCAAAAAUAGAACUAGAUUGGUGACUGAUAAACCUAAAAUAAAAGUAAACACACAAAAUACCCUGUAUCAUUGAAGUGAAUGUUACUUACCAUAUAUCUAUAAAUUAACAUUAUUAUUUUAUUGUGUCCUUAGUCAAGUUUAAUGAUGUAUCCAUUACACCUGUCAAACCAUGUUCAAUUAAUUGUUAUUAUUUAUGCGUAUAAUAAAUAUUAUUAAAAUAUAUUUAUUUUAUUAUAUAUUUAAUCCUUUCUUCAAAAAAUAAUAAAAUAGGUAGCUACAGCAACUUUAAUAUUGAUCCAACAACUGGUGUCAUUACUGUUAAAUCAUCAUUAGAUAGAGAUUCAGAGGCUAUGAGAAAUAAUGGUGGAGUCUAUGCCAUGAUAGUUAAGGUAAGUCAGAGCAGAAAAAACUUUUAAAUACAUUUUAAGAAAAAAUUUCAUUAGACUGGGUAAAAAAUGUACUUCCAAAUAAAUAUUUAUUACUUUUGUAUGUUAAAAAUAAUUUUUAUACCUGAGUCUGGUUAUCCAUUUAUGUUAUACAAAUGAAGGCAGCUGAGGUGGUGCCACCUGGGCAAGUAAACAAGGGGAAUACAACAGCAUUGACCUUGGUUACCAUCACAGUGCUAGAUGUUAAUGACAAUGCACCAACCUUUAGUCAAACAAACUACAAUGCAACAAUCCUAGAGAACAUGCCUCAAGGCGUACCCAUCAGCUUGAUAGGAAAUAUCAUGAGAGUCUUUGAUAUCGACCAGGUAAGAUUAAAUGUGUACAUAAUGAGGGUGAUUGAUAUAAACUUGUAAUAUUAUAUAAGCCUUUAAAUUAAGAGCCCAAUACUUAAGACAGGGUUAAAAUAGCUUAUUGUUAAAUCAAGCCCAGGGAUUUGGAUUUUUAUAUGUUUUCUCAUUCUGUUUUUUUUUUUUUAAAUAAUUUAUUCAUUAUUUUAUAGUUAACUUACAUUUAAAAAAAAAAUCAAUUCCCAUAUUUUAUACAAUUUGAAGUAAUAUUUCUAUAUGGAUCCAAAAAUUCUCAUUCUGUUUUUUUUUUUUUUUUAAAUAAUUUAUUCAUUAUUUUAUAGCUAACUUACAUUUAAAAAAAAAAUCAAUUCCCAUAUUUUAUACAAUUUGAAGUAAUAUUUCUAUAUGGAUCCAAAAAUAUGUAAGUGAUGUGCAAGAAACAUUCGUACCUUAUCUCCUCUAGUAAAUUUUAAAUAAAGCUGUUAUUAAAAAUGUAUUAGUUGCAUUUACUCUUUUAUUAGCUCAUAUAAAUUUGUUAUACUUUAAAAAAAUUUUUUCAGUGUAGUAAUAAAUAAAAGUUAGACUCAACAUUGGGACAAUGUUAAUGCAAUUAAUUACUCUCAUAAGUGAUCUCAAACAACAUUAAAGCAAUCUACACACCUUAUGGAACAGAUAGAAAAAAAAAAUCAAAUUGUCGCUCUAUUAAUUUAAAACUGUCUUUUCGAGUCAUUCCAGCCUUAGUUCAAGUAUCAAUUUGUCAGCCAAAAAUUAGGCUUUUGUAACAUUGUCAGUUAACUGCAAUUUAAAAAUAUUAUUUUUUAAUCAAAUGCAACUGUCAAGAUGAUAAAAUAUAACAGGAUAAUAAAAUAUUCCGGAGUUUUAAAAUAAAACGUAGUUGUGAAAUAAACAUGAGUUCCACAAUUAAGAUAACCUAAUUAUCUUUAAUCCAGGGAGAUAACAGCCAUUUUGCUGUGUCAUUAGAGAUGAAGGGUGCAAGCUACUUUGACUUCUCCCCCCUGCCGCAAGAAAUUUAUUCAGAAUCAGCAGUCCUAAUUAGAGUCAACACUUCAGAUGCUUUGGACUAUGAAAAGAAUCAGAGGUUAAUAUUUCAGGUGGGUUUGAUCCAGCACAGUGUUAUUCUUUAUUGUAUUAUGAUAAAAUAAUUUUCAAAGACUUUUGUUGGCAUUCCAAUAAUUUAUGCUCUGAUUAAUGUUAGUAAAUAAAAUUACUUUUCAUUUCAGUAGAUGAAAUUUAUCAUUCAUUUAAUAUUAUAAAAAAAUAUUUUAAAAUACUGUUAUCAAAUUGUUUUUAUCUUAAUAAUGACAAUAAUUUUAUUAUUCAAAUUAAUUCUUUUGAAGUCUCUGCUGUCAUCCUAAAUUUUUGCUUUGCCUUUAAACACAAUUAUUGUAUGCCAUUAUUUUGAGCAGGUCUACACAUUAAAAUGUUUAAAAAGAAUUAAUAGAAAGUGAUGUUUUAUGUUGUGAAUAUAACAGGUAGUGGCCAGAGAAAUUAACACAGUUGAAAGGCGCUCAAGUACAUCUACAGUAACUUUAGAGAUUGAAGACAUGAAUGACAAUGCACCAGUCUUUAAUCAAACUGAUUAUAGUCUUAGUGUUUAUGAGAACGCAGCAUUGGAUGCAUCUCUGUACCAAUUUAUGGUAAGUGAAAACUUUCAACUGUGAUAAGAUAUUUUAUAAAUUUUUGUAUGAUUUUCUUUUUAGGGCAAAGCUAGAUAAUGUUUUGGUUUUUUGAUUGCUCACUUUUUUUUUUCUUAUUCAGACUUGUCAUGAUGAAAAUUAAAAUAAAUUUAUUUAAAAAAACAAAAUAUUUGAAAGUUUCCCUCAGAUUAUUUGAAUGUGUCUUCUUUCUUCUCCUCUGUCUUUUCAAGGCAUCAGACCUAGACUCAGGAAAUUACAAAGAAAUUCAAUUUUUUCUAAAAGGUGGCAGUGGCAGGUAUGAGUGAAAUUUAAAAAUUAAAAUAAGAUUAAAACUAUUUUUAAAGCCUGCUAAAUUAAGUUACUGUUCUGCAUUUGUUUAUCUCAAUAUUAUGAAAAUUUAUUUGGUUUAUGAAACACAUCACAGUUUUAGAACUGUUCUAAUUAUUGUCUUAUAUAUAGUUAGGUUUACUUUCAAUUUUUCUAACAGUUAAAACCUACAAAAAUUAGUUAUGGAAUUUUUUUGUGCAGAUUUAUCAUUGUGAUAUAAUGCAUGAAUAUUAAAAAUGCAUGGUUAUUGUAGAUAUUUGCCUAUGAAUAGGACUUUUAAAAAAUGUGUCUUUGCAUAUUUUCACUUUUGGCAACUGUCGAAUUCAGUAUAAAAUUAUGAAAACCAACUUUGAUUUCAGAUUUCGCAUAGAACCCAAAACAGGUAUUUUAAGAGUGGCUGGUUCAAUAGACCGUGAGGAAAUCAACCAAUUUUUCUUGACAGUAGAAGCCAGAGAUGGUGGUGGUCUGCGCACACCUGCUGAGGUCACCAUGACAGUGCUGGAUGUCAAUGACAAACGCCCUGUGUUUAUGAGAGAUGAUUAUUAUGGAAUUAUCAAAGAGAGAUCCUUUCAGUUUCUGAGACCUUUGAAAGUGGAAGUAAUUAAUCCAAUUUUAAUAAUUGUCUUUAUGUAAAAUAGCCUUAGAAAUCCUAUUACCGGUAUCAAAAUUUUGUAAGAUAUGAAAAAUAACUAUAUCAAUAUUCUAUUUGAAUAUGAUUUAGACACAUACAAUUAUUCCCUGAGCUUCUGUCUUAAGAAUUAUGUCAUCUGAGAAAAAAAAUGGAUAUAAGAAAUCUAAAUUAUUGUCAUACAUAAUUCUUAGGUUAUUUUUUAAAAAUUAAUUAAAAAACAGAUGGUUUCUCCAAAAUUUAUUUAGGUCUUAUUCUACAUCAAUAAAGUACAAGCAAUGUAGCAUUUCAUGCCAUUUAUUAUGGUAAUCCUGUGUCACUACCCAUUCUAUCUCAUUUACUUGACAGGCAUUUGAUGAAGAUGAGGCUAACACCAAUAACAGCCUUGUCUCCUACAGAAUCCAGAAAACUCCACCAAAUCUCAGCACUAAUUUCACAAUUGACAAUAAAACUGGUGUGAUAACAAUCACCAGUCCCUUGGAUUAUGAGAAACUAGACAAAUCGUUGGCUGGCUUGGUGACACUCAUCAUUGAAGCCUAUGACGCUGGGAUUCCCUCACUGUCUUCACAAGUUAUCGUCAAUGUUACUGUUGAGGUAGGAAGCAAAAUAAGUAAUGAAGAUGUUAGUAUUUGAAGGUGCAAAUGUAUCAGCUGAAUAGGUUUGUUUCUUAUCCAUCUACAAUUACCAUUUAUUUAUUUUUAAAUUUACACCACGGCCAAAUAAAUGUCAUGGUUAAAAGUAAUUAUGCUUAUUUAUUCAUGAAAAUUGUGAUUGCAUUGCAGGUGGUUAUAACCUGGUUUAUGUGUUUAGACUUUAAGAACUGUAGAUCUGAUGUAAUCAACUUCCAUUGAUUGUGAUUUUUAACUUUGUGAUUAAUUAAUUUAUGAACGUUUUUUUUUUAAUACUGGAUUUAACUGUAAAUUAUAUUUUUUGUCCAAGAAAUGACAUUAAUAUACUUCUGUCAUUUUAAAUAUAUUUGUGAGAGAAACCCAUUUAAACUCCAAUAGUGUUAUUGUUUUUUCAUUUCUUACAAAACAUUGCAAAGUUGGAUUUAGAAAUUUGUUUAAGUUUAAAAGUUAAAAACCAAAGGGUGGAAAAAUGGAUUUUUCAAUGAAUUCUUUGUUUUCCUGCAGGAUGUUAACGAUUAUCCUCCAGUUUUUUACAACACAUUGUAUUCUACUUCUUUGCCAGAGAAUUCUCCGGAAGGUAAUUUUCUCAAUAGUUACCCAGUAAAAAUGUGCUAUUUCUUAAAAAUAUGAAGUGGAAAGACCAAUAUGUGUUAUUGGUCAUCAUGAAACCACCUUUGUUAAACUAUUAUUUAUUGAUGUUCACAGGUUUUUUGGUGAUUACAGUCAAUGCCUCUGACUUUGAUGGUACCAGUCCUAAUAAUGAGUUUAUUUACCGUAUUGAGAGUGGGGCCCUUGACAAAUUUAGAAUAAACUUUCAGACUGGAGCGGUGGAGGUAGAGAAGGGAGCUGACCUUGACAGAGAAUCAAAAGAAAUUUACACACUUACCAUAUCUGCCAUUGACAGAGGCACACCACCUCUAACUGGCAAUUGCUCUCUUAAGGUAUUUAUUUUACCAUGCAUAAGUAUAUAUAUUUAUCAAUGCUUAAAUUAACAACAAAGUACAUAAAUUACUGAGAAUUUACACUGUGGAUUUGGAAUAUUUUAUAAAUCAUACUUAAAACAUAAAUAAAAAAACAACAUCUAAAGAGCAAUCGCUAAAUAUGUUCAAAUGGCUUUGAAUUUUACUUUAUCAUAUAAAAACUUUAAUCUCCAAAAUUUAUUGGUAAAUACAUAACGGAAGAAAAUAUGUUUAUAUGAAAAAAAAAAAAACGGCACGGACAUUACAAAUUAAAAAAUUUCUAUUUGUUGCUUUUUGUGUCUUGUCUGCUGAAGAAGGCAUUUUUCCAAAAAAUACUUGUAAUUGUCUUGCUUUUUUAAGGCUGAACAUUUCUUUUUCCACUGUUUAUUUACUUUACAUAGCUUGAAUGCAGUCCCUUGUACAUUAACAAUUGAAGGUGCUGAUCUGUUAAGGACAGCAGAACACAAAAUCAUAAUUAAAAGGAAUACAUUUCAUGAUUAUAUUCAUAUAUAAUAUGACAAAUUAUUCACUGAAAAUUGAAUAUUUAACAUUUUUUAAUCUGAAGUUUUUAUAAUAUUGUUUGUUGCUUCUACAGAUUACAUUGACCGAUGUCAAUGAUGAAGCGCCAAUUUUUCGGUUUUCAUCGAGAAGUGUAGAAGUGUCUGAAAAUAGCAACAAAGAUUCACCAGUGUUCUUGUAUGAUGCAACAGAUAUGGACUUAAACAACAAACUUCAAUACGGCAUAGGCGAAAUAAUGUACACAAAGGAAAAAAAUGAUGACAGGCUGAGUGCCACAGGAACUGCGGUUAAGGUUGGUGCAUUUUAGCUCAAGCUCCGGUAAUGGGUGGCACACUUUAGCUCAAGCUCGGGUCAUGGGUGGCAAACUUUGGCUCAAGCUUGGGUCAUGGGUGGCACACUUUAGCUCAAGCUCGGGUCAUGGGUGGCACACUUUAGCUCAAGCUCGGGUCAUGGGUGGCACACUUUAGCUCAAGCUUGGGUCAUGGGUGGCACACUUUAGCUCCUUUUUUAAUGGUUUUUUUUUAAAUAACAUAUUUUGCAUUGGAUAUAAUUUUUAACAUUGUUAUUUUUAAAUCCACCUAGUAUUAUUUUGGAAUCAGCCCAUCCACUGGACAAGUGUAUGUCAACAAUAGUUUAGACAGAGAGACAGCCAGCAAGGUGAUCUUGCAGGUGAUAGCUGAGGAUACAAAGGCAGAGAUUGGAAAACAAACGGCGACAGGUAAAUCCUACUUCAAUUUACCUCAUUGAGAAAUCAAGCCAUAAAAGUUUUUUCAAUGAAAAUUAUAUUCAGUUAGUUAUUUCAGUACCUGGGUUGGAGGGAAAAUUGAAAAUGUGUUGUCCCUCAAUUGCUAGUAUCCCUAUUUGUUGUAUUGUUUUUCUACAAAUUUUAAACCACCACAACCAUGUUUAGGCAAAAAUAUCAAAACUGAAAAAGAAAAGCUAGAACUGAACUCAGAACACCAUCAGAUCACCAUCAGAUCACCAUCAGAACACCAUCAGAACACCAUCAGAACACCAUCAGAACACCAUCAGAACACCAUCAGAACACCAUCAGAUCACCAUCAGAACACCAUCAGAUCACCAUCAGAACACCAUCAGAUCACCAUCAGAACACCAUCAGAUCACCAUCAGAACACCAUCAGAUCACCAUCAGAACACCAUCAGAACACCAUCAGAUCACCAUCAGAUCACCAUCAGAAAACCAUCAGAUCACCAUCAGAUCACCAUCAGAACACCAUCAGAUCAACAAAGAACGGAAGGAAACAUAAACAGUGUGCAUUGUUGAGUUUGCUCACAGUGGCUUGCACUCAGCUGAACAGAGCUUCAACACACACAGCAGUCUUGUCCUCAUUUGACUGCACUCUUUAAACAUAUCUGGCCAGGUGAUAUAGUGCCAUGGAGCAAGCACUGCAAACCACCAGUACCCACAAAGGAUGAGAGAUUUCUGAAGAUAAAAUUGCUUUAUCAUCUUGUGCAUCACAGGGGAUGUCAAAAACUGGACUUGCCUAAAAAAAUUAUGUUGCAUGUAACUACAGCUUAGCUCUUGAUCUCACUAAAUCUUUGCUUAGGGUAUUUUUUACAAUACUCCUGUUGUCUACAUGUGAAGAUUGUAUCAUUCAAUUCAGGCCUUGUACUGGGACAGAAAUAUUUAAAACGGAACACAAUUUUACAGUGUAGCAUCGUACCUGGUAAUUAACGUGUUAAAACUUUCCACCUGACUUCAUUUAGAGAUACGGCAUUUUAUAAUUUUAUAUUCAUGGAAAUCAAAGGUUUAUUCAAAUGAGCAAUUAUUCCCUUAUAAAUUAAUGACAAUGAAAUAUUAGAUUUAUGAUUUUACUAACUGAAAGCAGGCAAAGUGUGAAAUCCAGGCAAAAAAUAAAAUUCCUCGGGAAUGUUUAUAACGGCCUAUGUAUUUCACAGUUUGCACCUAAUAAUAAUAAUAAUAAAGUUUAUUUGAAAAACACGCUCCAUUCCCAAAAGCUCGAAGCGCGGUACAAAGUCAACCAUAUUAUAAAGAGAAAUAAAAACAAUCUAAAAUUUACCACAUUUAAAAAACAGACGCAACCAUAUAAAACUACAUUCGAGCAUAUCCAGUCAAAGUCUUUCAUCCCGUUUCAACCAUAAGCAACACAAGCCAAUAUCCAUUAACUAUAAAAGAUGGUAGAUAGCAUCACCCCAGAAAGUGUUUGCGAAAUAGAUGUGUUUUUAAAUCGGUUUUGCAUACCUAGAUUGCAUACUUUGCCCGUAACAUAUACUAUUUGUAAAAAUGCAAAUGAGGUUGAACUACUUACAUAAAACUUUUGUAAAAGAAACAGCAAUCUAGUGAUUGUUAUGACUCAAAUAUCAACGUCUCUGUUUUUGUCAACAACAAUCAGCAACACUAACAGUCACAAUCCUUGACUAUAAUGACAACCCUCCCAAGUUCCUGCCAUCUGCCGUCUACCGCACCUCGGUUAAUGAGGCGGAAAAUGUCAUGUCCAUUAUCUUACAAGUCUCAGCCACUGAUGCUGAUGAAAGUCAGACAGUCACAUUUAGCAUUGGUACGACCACAACUGAUGCAUUUGCUGUCAGCAGUGAUGGUAAGUUUAAACUUUAGUACACAUCAAUUUAUUACUUCAGGUAAAGUAAUGUUAUUUCAAAUCAAAUUGUUAGUUCAGGUACAGUAAUGUAAGCGCACAUCAAUUGAUUAGUUCAGGUACAGUAAUGUAAGUACCAUUACACAUCAAUGUGUUUGUUAAGGUACAGUAAUGUAAUUACACAUUAAUUUGUUAGUUGUUAUAGUAAUGUAAGUACAUAACAGUUUGUUGAUAGAAUGUUGGUGUUUUAUUGGUCAACAACAAUAAUAAUUAGAGUUAGCUUACGUCACAUCAUGCAUGUUUGGGAGGGGGGUGAGUUGGGGUAAAUGGUUAGACAUAUAUUUUUAUAUAAUUAUUUUCAUUAAGUAUUUUUAUUGCUAAUAUGAUAUUAUGUUUAAUGAGGGUGCCAUCAUAUUGAUGACUUUUUUAUGGUAAGGUUAUAAAUGAACUUUAAGGGUUGAUGAAAAAAGCAUAAUAAAUGUCAUUUAUGGAAAUUAAUCUGAGAACAAUUUUAAUGAUAGAUUUUCAAAAAAAUGAACAUUUUUAUCUCAAUAAAAUUGAAAACGCUGUUUUUCUCAAAGGCACUGUUCAACUCAAGGCAAGAUUGGAUAGAGAGAAGAGUGACACAGAGGUCUUUCAGAUCAUUGCAAGAGACAAUGGCAGCCCACAGCUUUCAUCUUCAGCAACUGUCACAGUGACAGUGUUAGAUGAUAAUGACAACUCUCCCAUCUUUGAACCUCACAACAACAGCUUUGCUGUUUUAGAGAAUGUGGCAGUUGGGUAUUUUGUGACAAGACUCAAAGCAACAGAUAAAGAUAUUGGGGAUUAUGGUACAGUUUAUUACACCCUCGAAGGCUCAGACAAUGAUGGAAGCUUUGCUAUUGCUGAAAAAACGGUAGGGAUACAAUUGUUCAAAAUGAGGAGGGAGUGGAGAUAAGGUUGAAUGAGAACAGAAUAUUUAUGCCAUGUGGUUGCAAGGUAUCAUAAUUUUGGAUCAUGGUGUUUUCCAAAUAAACUUGGAAUGAUGUGUCAGUACAGGACAUAAUUGCACUGAUAGCCAAAACAUCAGACCCCUUGUGUUUGCUUCUAUUGAAGUGUUUAGAAUCCGGAAACUGCUUGUCAUGCAGCCUCUCUCUCCCCCCCCCCCAACCCCAAUUACCAAUACUAUUUAUCCUGUUCAAAAAGAGAAUGUUGCUGUUAGUUAAAAUCACCAAUGGAUAAGUAAGGUGGACUGCAUCCUUUUAUUUCAGAGUUAAUAUUUUGUUAAAUAGCUAUUUCUGCAAAGUGAGACAACACUGCAAAGUGAGACAACACUGCAAAGUGAGACAACACUGCAACGUUUGUUUUCCUCAACAGAGUGAGCAACACCAUUUUAAUAUUCAGUUUAAGCUGACAAAUGUUUCCCAUUAUUUUUAUAAUAAAUGGUAGAAUGCUUUAGAUCAGAGUUUCCCAAACAUUAAAGUUUGGUGGACUGGUGGAUCUGUACCAGGGACUGGUGGAUAAGUUACCUAUUUACACCAGAGACUGGAGGAUAUGUACCAGGGACUAGUGGAUAAGUUACCUAUUACACCAGAGACUGGUGGAUCUGUACCAGGGACUAGUGGAUAAGUUACCUAUUACACCAGAGACUGGAGGAUAUGUACCAGGGACUAGUGGAUAAGUUCAGAGACUGGUGGAUCUGUACCAGGGACUGGUGGAUGCAUUACCUAUUUACACCAGAGACUGGAGGAUAUGUACCAGGGACUAGUGGAUAAGUUACCUAUUACACCAGAGACUGGUGGAUCUGUACCAGGGACUGGUGGAUAAGAUACCUAUUACACCAGAGACUGGAGGAUACGUUACCUAUUACACCAGGGACUGGUGGAUAAGUUGACAAAUGCACCAGGGACUGGUGCUAUAUUUAUUAAUUAUUGUUAUCAUUUUACUCUAAUAUUGUAUAAUUUAUUUUUUAAUCCUUAAUCAGACAAUGGGAGAAGACUCUGUUAACUAUCAACAUGUAAUGCUAGCCGUCGUACACGUUUUAUUAUUUUUGUUUCAAUUUAUUUAGUUUGUCUGUUUUAUUUUUUCCUCAUAUUUUGUUGUCCAUUAAGGUAAGGCUCAUAGACAGUUGCACUGACCACUGACCAUUACUCUGGGAUACACCUUUGUAUACCCUUUUUUUCUUUUAUUGGAAAAUUUCAAGAAAUCUUAAGAAUUUUAGAAUAUCCAUAAUUUCAUGCACAACAUAUCUUCAAUGGCUAAACUUAGUAUGAAUGCAAUUAUUUAGCAAUUCUGGGAAUGGGCUAUCUAAAGUGUGACAUUCUACUCUUUCCAUCUCUUUGAUAGGGAGACAUCAGUGUGGCAAGAGCUCUAGAUCGAGAAUCAAAAGCUUUCUUUAGGUUGGAAGUGGUUGCAAAAGACUCUAAAUCUAACUUAGAUCAACAGAGGGUGACACGAUCCGAUACAAUCACAAUCAAUAUAACUGAUGUGGAUGACAAUCCUCCCAAAUUCACGUCCGUCAUCCCGGAAAAACCAGCUGUUCCAGAAAAUUCUAAUUUGACAUUUAUAGUAGCCAUUGUCUCAGCAGACGAUGCAGAUGACAAGACAACAGACAAUGGGAGAAUUAUGUAAGAUUUAAAAUAAAAAAAUUCAGACUCUUGUAAUUUAUAAUUAAAAAUUGAAAUUUAUUUUAUCUCAUUAUCAUUUAAUUUAGUGACAGACUUUCCUUCCACAGUUUUCUUCCAGAUGACUUUUUUAAGAUGAGCACAUGUACUACCUUAUCUCCAGAAGAGCAGCCGUGAAUUAGAUUGUGGGAUUUGAAAGGAUAACACUUGACAUUUUCCCCUUUGCUAACCAGCAUACGUCUAGUCAAUCUGUUUUUAUUUUUGUGGACAGGCCUGGCAGCUGUAGGACUCCCUGUACCAUUAUUUGUAUUCCUUCUUAUGAUUUCUUGUAACAGACAUUAAAUAAUGGUGUUUCCUCGAAACUUUUUAUGAUUGAUAAAACUAAUGCUGAUCAUUUAGCUAAUAGCACUGCAGCUCAAAAUGGCUCAUACACAGGAUUUUUAGAGUUUGUCAUAUUUGUUAAUGUUACUUUGAUGAACAAUCUUUCAAGUUGGUUCCGACAAUUUUUUUUUCGACCAAUUUUUAAAAUUGUUUAAUAAUAGAACCGGUGUAAUUCACAGUAACACUUAAAAUUAUUUUUAAAUACUAACAUAGAUCAGUAUGCCUAUUAUGUAACAUAGAUCAGUAUGUCUACUAUGCAUUUAAAAAAACAACAACAUCUUUAAAACGUUAUGAAUAAAAACGACAUUUUCUUUUCUGUCAAUAGCUUUUCACUGACAACUGAUACCAACGCCACCAAUGGUAGUGGGGUAAAUCUGUUUAAGGUCAACCAGUCCACUGGUGUGAUAACUCCAUCAGUUUUUUUAAAUGGCUUGUCGGGUAUCUACUACAUCACAGUCAUGGCUACGAACAACGCUCAGAUUUUCAAUGCAACUAAGAGAAUUUUCAUAGAAAUUAUUGACGUCAAUGAUCACAUUCCCAAGUUUACCAGGCCAAACAUCGAUAAUGCUGUCAUCUAUGUACCGGAGGUAAAUUAUACCAAUACAUAUACCACUCUUAUAUUAUAUUAUCUACCCUAGGAAAUAGUAGAAAAGGAAGUUUUAUAGUUCAUCAAUCUUCACGCCAAAGAAGGACAAUAGUAAAGUAAAAAGACUUAAACUUCAAUAUAUUGUUGUUGUUUUUUAAUUUAGCACAAUGACCUCGUUAACCCUUGAAACCUGAAAUAAUAUUUACAGCUAUAAAUUUGUUUCAUAGCAUGAAAGCAUUUUUACUGACAUGCUGUGUUUAAAAUGUAGUCUAAUUUUACACUCAUAAACUAAAAUUAGAUAAAUUUAUUUAAAAUACUGGUACCGGUACCCAGGAUAUAAUAUUGUGAAAUAUUUUUACAUUACGUUUAAAGCUACCGUAUUCAAAAUGAGUUGGUGGAGAUGUUGUCUUUUUCAAUCAAAGCAUAAUAUCUUUUAUCUGGACCCUCACCAUGUAGAAUUCAGAACGUGGAACUUCAGUAUUUCAACUAGAAGCCACGGAUGAGGAUGCUGGCUCCAAUGGCGUAGUGCAUUUCUCUAUUGUUUCAAUGAACAGUGACAAAGAUGGCUCUCGUGUGUUUGCUGUGGAUAAAGUGACUGGACUCAUCACCACAACAGCAGAUAUCAAUGCAGAAAUUCAGAACCACUAUGAGGUUAGACAACCACAAAGUGUGUAUAUAUAAUCCUCAUACAUUUCAGUACACAUAGGAAGAAAUUAAAUUCUUGUCAUAUAUUUUGGUAUGUUAAAGAUACUUUUUUAUGUUUAAUUUAUUUCCAACAUUUGAUUGCUGAUGUUAGUUCUGCACUUAAAGAGCAAUAAGAGGGAGACUACUCCAAAAAAGUUUCAAGUUAAGAGUCAGCACUUUGUUAACUUUGGCCUAAUUUUUUUAUGUCUGCAGCUGAAGCUGGAAGCCAGAGAUCUCGGUAUCCCUAUACCAUUCAUUGCCACAGUGACCAUGGUCAUUUUAGUGCAGGACAAAAAUGACCACAAGCCUGAAUUUGUGGGCUAUAAAGUGCCUUACCCAAUAGGAAUAGUAGAAAAUCAGCUGGUCUGCACCAAUGUCAGCCUAGCCAUUGAUAGAGAUGUCAACAUGAACUUCUCCAUCAUUUGUUACUAUCUUGUGGGUAAGAUGACUUCGGCGAUGUGUCUUUUAUUUAAAUGUUCAUUAUACAGAGUAUCAGUAUUACUAUUAGUCUAUAUAAGUACCAUAACGGUAUAACAAUUUGAGUUGUGAAAUGAAGCAUCCCAGGUUAUUAAUCAGCCGUAUUCAAAAGUGUUGGAAAAACUAUUUGUUAGUAAGUACCGGAAUUUGUUCAUAGUACAGAUGAAUAUAAACUAUAUAGUAGAAUUUAUAACUGUGUAAUUAUGUUAAAUGUCAGAGUAAAAAAAAUUAUCAGUUGAAUUAAAAAAAAAAAAAUUAUCAGUUGAAUUAAGAAAAAAAAAAAGGAAAGACAUAGCUUUCAGGAAAUAUAUUAUGUAAAAAAAGUAAUACAUUACUUACAGGUAAUCUGUUGCUGUUAUUUUCUUUUCUUUACGUUCCUCUAAUGUUAGAUAAUUGAUCGACUCCAUUAGAGUCAUUAUUUCUUCUAAUUAGGAACCAAAAGAACAAUGUCAAGACUUACACAGUUGAAUUAAGCUGGCUUAACUUGAGUAGUCAUUGAGAUUAAAGCUUUUUUCUUUGUUUUGUUGUUGACAGGUUCAUCGUUGCUAGACACUUUUAUCCUGGACAAACCCAGUGGCAUGCUCUGCACAAACACAACACUUGACAGAGAGAGUACACCCUACGUCAACAUCGUCAUACAGGCCCUGGAUGAUUGUUACAAGUGAGAAGGAACUUUUCACUACAAUAAACAUAUACAUCUUUCCAUUUGUCAUACUGGAGUGGAAUAGGCAACUUUUUUUUUCACUCUAAGUUAACUUCUCCCUUUCGUCAUUAAGGACUUUUUUUUGUGACUUAGGAGUUCCCAUAAUCUCUUCAAAUAACUUCCCUGCAAGGCUACUAUUUGCUUCACUGGGCCACUACCCAUGCUGGCAAUGACCCAAGACAAAUAAAUGGAAUCUUGCUAUCUCCUGAGUGAGCCAUGCCACCAUUGUAAAUAUACUAUCUCCUGGUUGUGAAUGAGCCAUGCCACCAUUGCAAACCUACUAUCUCCUGGUUGUGAGGAGCCAUGCCACCAUUGUAAACCUACUAUCUCCUGGUUGUGAGUGAGCGAUGCCACUAUUGUAAACCUACUAUCUCCUGGUUGUGAGUGAGCCAUGCCACCAUUGCAAACCUUAUGUGUCCUGAUUGUGAGUGAGCCAUGCCACCAUUGCACUACAGAACCAUGAAAUUUGAAACAAUGCUUGUGUCUAAUAAUUUUACGUGAAGAGUAAAAUGAUCACAGAUUUUAAUACCUUUAAAAUAAAUUGAUGUUAUCAUUUAUUCAAUGAUUCACCUGUUAUAGGCACUUAUUAUAAAGUUUUGGGUUAUAGUAAACGUCUUUCUUGUUCUUAAGGAGAGAUGUUAAAUGAGAUUAAUGUUUUGUUGUUGUAUAAGAUGGGAGACAAUUUGAUAAAAUGUAGUAGGCCUACAUUUUUUAAAAUCAAAUUGUUGGCAUACAUACCCCCAUGGCUCCAGUAGGGCAUUCCCAUUAUGGCAUGUUGAUUAAGAGGCGCUACCGCUGACCCCUUGGCAUUAUCAGGGGCACAAUAUUACCAUGUGGGGGACCUGCGCGUUACAGGUCUUGCAUGGAAUCUGCAUUAAAAAGAGCACAACUGUACGGUACAUAGCAAGUGGCAUAGCUGCACGGUACCUAGCCAGUGGUAUAGCUGCACGGUACCUAGCCAGUGGUAUAGCUGCACGGUACCUAGCCAGUGGUAUAGCUGCACGGUACCUAGCCAGUGGUACAGCUGCACGGUACCUAGCCAGUGGCACAGCUGCACGGUACCUAGCCAGUGGCACAGCUGCACGGUACCUAGCCAGUGGCACAGCUGCACGGUACCUAGCCAGUGGCACAGCUGCAUGGUACUUAGCCAUUGGCACAGCUGCAUGGUACCUAGCCAGUGGCACAGCUGCAUGAUACCUAGCCAGUGGCACAGCUGCAAGGUACCUAACCAGUGGCACAGCCGCACGGUGCCUAGCCAGUGGCACAGCUGCAUGGUACCUAGCCAGUGGCACAGCUGCAUGGUACCUAGCCAGUGGCACAGCUUCACGGUACCUAUCCAUUGGCACAGCUGCACAGUACCUAGCCAGUGCAGUUGAAAAUAAAGCCAGGAAUAGGUUGGGAUAUGAUUACAUGUUGACAUUAAUAGAUAUGAGACAUGGGUGGAUUGUGGCAGCUCAUGGCAAUGAUUGUAUCAUACAGACUAUGAGGGGACUGUUCCUAGGCAACAACUUUGUCCCAGCUACAAUGUGACUUGAUCUCAAAGUAGAAACCACACGUAGAGUAGAGAUCCCUAUUAGAGGGCAUCUGGCGCCACCCCGGGAUGGGAAGGGUUUUUUUCAUGGAUGCUAAGAUAUAACCAUCCCAGCUCCAAGGAAGUGCAACUUCUGGUGUUUGUGAAAGUAGCACCACCAGCUAGCCAGGUAUACCUUUGUUGAUGCUCCCCACUCCCAUAGACAAUCAAGUGGAAGGCAGGUGGGGGCUGUCUCAGUGGCAGAGUACCUCCAGCGUGCCACUUCACGGAUGACUAGUUAACGAGCGCUAUUAGGUUUGGGGGAAGAAGGGGUAUGUCAGGGAAAACACAAUGAGCUCUGGCUUGAUGGUCUGCUGUUUUUCUUAACAUAUUACAUUAGUAAAAUAAAUGUGAACAUAUGUGUUAUCAAAGUAUCUUUUUCUGUCUUUACCCUCAAAAAUAGUUAAGAGUGUUUGUUUUUUCCAAUAACAGGACAGAUGUUGUGACAGACAAGAUCUACCCUUUUGAAAAUGGCCAGCUGUACCCACUCAUGUACAGACCAACAUACACAGACAAACUCUGGCUGGAAAUACAGGUUGUGUAUUAGUCUAAUGAAUUCUCAACUAUUCAGAUUAUGUUGUGCUACCCCAGUAUUUUCAUAACACUAAACCCCACAUAAAAUGAGCAUAUUUAAGAUUUUAAUGAAUUUAUAUCCAUUUCUAUAUAUUUAAUUCAAUAUAUAGGUGCAAGACGUCAAUGAUAAUGCUCCAAGUUUUAAGAGCAAAGAAAUGACACUAGGAGUUACAAGGGUCACACAGUUUGGCAAGUUUGUAUUGGAGUUGAAGGCAAGCCAGCGAUUGUAUUUGGAAACUUUAGUAUUUAUCAGUUUACACUAAAUAAAUAACUAUAACAGCAACCAACUAUUGAUUUGCCUCAUCAUAUGUUACAAAUUUUUUUUUUUUUAUUACUGUUGUGAACUAGUUUGUUGUGAAUGUUGGGUAGGGGGAGUCGUGAAUCGUGAGAGUGUUUUGUGAGUUGUUGAUCCUGAGGUCAGAGCGUGAAGUUAGUCCGUGGUGUGGAACGUUUGCCUAGGCUGAGUUGUUUGUGUGGUAUUAUAAAAGGGAUGUGUGUUAGCUAGGGUCAGAGAAGAAAGGUAGAAGGGCAAGAGAAGAAUUGUUAGUCGUCAAAAGUUGUCAGUUAAGAGUUAGUCAGUAGCGAUAGGAGCGAGUGGAUAAUUGGUAGUUGGACUGAUGUGUGUUCCACGCGCCAUAAUAUAUUGUCAUUCAAUAGCAGUAUCCUGUUUUGUGAAAUAAUAAUAAAAUAUUAUAUAUUGUUACACUGGACCUUGUGUUUUAUCUGAGAGAUUCAUACACCCUAGACAACGUAAGAGGGCCGUAACAUUUAAAGUAUAACAAAGGUCGUAACAAUUACCAUUGAUUUUUGUAAUUGUGUAAAAUUUAGACUAAUAUUUCUUAUAUAACUCAAAAUGUUUAACGGUUUUGUAAGACAUGUUCCUUGUCAAGUUCUUGUUUCAGAAUUGUUUACUUGUAUUGCAGGACGAUGUCGAGGACAAAGAUACAGAGCGUUGGGGCGUGGAUUUUUUCAAUGCCACAUCUCCAUUCAGAGCCUACCCCGAUGUCUUGAAAAAUGAGCUGGAAGGUUUGGGAGUAACAGAGCCCUUUAAGCUCUUCAACAACGGUUCAUUGAAAACUAACAUGUAUUUCAAGCCACAGAUGUCUGGUUUCUUCAUGGUGGACUUGCAGGUGACUGACAAAGGUGGCCUGUCAGACACAGCAAGACUCAGGGUAAGGUUGGGAUUGGACAACUUGGGUAGGCUGCUGGGAGAUGUGUCACACGAUUGUUAUCAAGCUAAAUAUACAUUAAACUUUUAUUUGAGUAAUUCUUGCCAUGAAUAUAUAAUAAAUGAUAAAAUCAGGUUUAUGUUUUUAAAAAAAUAUUGACACUAAGACAUGAUACGUUACUCUCAUGUAACUUUAGUUGUGGUGAGCUUUUGAAAUAGUUUUAACAUUAUUUUAGAGUUUUGAGUGAUGGAAAGAUAUUUAAGUCAAAUUUAUUAAGAAAUAACUGGCAUUAACAAACAAAAGAUUUGGUCAACCCACAUUGAAUGCAAGUUGAUUUAAUUGUCACUUUGGUUGCAAAUGUCAUUCUUUUUGGAUUUAGAUAGUUGUAUGGGAUAGUUGUAGUAAUCCUUUUAGGUUUCUCUAAAAAAUAUCUCUUACUGCCAUUAAUUAAGACAAUUCAUUUCAAACUCUUUAAACAUCUUUAAAGGUGUGAAAAAAUAAAUAUGUGUACAUUUGACAUUUAUUUUGACUAAAUGGAAGUGCAUAUUAUAUUUCUAAGUUGAUAUUAUUUUUGAUAUCAAGAAAUUUUUUUAAAUUAUAAUCGGAAUUAUGAACCUAUUUACAUUGGCUUAUACUAACUCUUUCAGCAGCUAAACAAUAUCCCAUUACUCACAUGACUCUCUCCCCAACACUUAAAUCAUUGAGCUCAAAUCAUAAAUAUUAUGUUGACCUACCAGUUGAUGGUUUCAUUUUUUUCAAAAUGAAAUUGCCCUCAAUAUGAUGUCAUCAAAUAUAUCUAAGAUGUAGAGAGUAUUUUAAUACAGCCUACACACUCACUAUGCUGUUCUCAAUAUGAUGUCAUCAAAUAUAUCUAAGAGGUAGAGAGUAUUUUAAUACAGCCUACACACUCACUAUGCUGUUCUCAAUAAGAUGUCAUCAAAUAUAUCUAAGCUGUAGAGAGUAUUUUAAUAUGGCAUACACACUCACAAUGUUGUGUACAAAUUGAAUCUGUUUUGUGAUAUGAAUUGUAAGCUGUAAAUAAAUAUUGAGCUACAGAGUUCAUACAGCUCACACAAAUAACAAAUAUGAUUUUUAAAAAUGAUUUAUUUUUUUCAUCUUCAUGAAUAUUUACAUUUAUUGAAUUUCAGAUUUCUUUGAUUAAUGAUGAUCAGCGGCUGAUAGUUGUGUUUAGAAGAACAAUAGACACAGUAGGACCUAUUAAAGACAUUAUUGUUAGGUAAAAUUUGACUUCUCAUUCAAUUUUUUUUUUCUUUCAUAAAAGAAAUUUAGACAUGGCUUAAAAAGUUUUUACCAAAAUAUUUCUUUUGGUUUCAAAUGGAAAGAAAAAUAAUAUAAGUAAUUUUUCAAUUUACUAAGACUAUAAAUAUAUUUUAAAAAUUUUCUUUUACUUCCAGUGCCCUAAGUAAUAAAAUAGGUGUCAGAAUUGUUGUUGAUUCUAUUCAAACACAUCAGACAGAUACAGGCCAGGCAGACUUGGCCAAGUAAGUUAAUUUUCACUGUACACCCAAAUAUUUAAAAAAAAAUUGUAACAGAUACAUGACAAUAUGAGGUGUAUAAACAUGCGGUUUAAAAAGAAAACAAUACAAACUAUUUUUUUAGGAAUGUGUAAUAAAAUACCUAAAUUAUUACUUCCUACACGAUUUAGAAAAAAACAAUGUAAUUCAAAAUAUCUAAUCGGCUUAGUUAUCAAUACAAAACAAAUAGGUUAUAAACAUAGUUGUGUGUUCUCAUCAAAAGGACAGAUUUGUUUAUACAUGGUGAAGAUUAUAAGACCAAUGAAGUCAUCCCUGCUUUAAGGCUUUUGAGGUAUGAUUAUAAGCUUCCAUUAACUUUUAAAUCAUGAUUAUUAUAUAUAUUUAUAUAAUGCUUUUCAGGAGUUUUAUAAAUGUUUGAUCAUUAUUUAAGCUGAACUUAUAUUGUUUUAUUUACACAAAUUGUUUGUAUCUAAUUAAUGUUCUUGAAAACUUUACCACAGUCCAACCCUCGUAUGAUUCAUAAUUACCACAGUCCAACCCUCUUAUGAUUCAUAAUUACCGCAGUCCAACCCUCUUAUGAUUCAUAAUUACCGCAGUCCAACCCUCUUAUGAUUCAUAAUUUCAGCAUGAUUGAUCAGAAGAAUGCCCAGUUGAUCACCUUACUCAAUGAAUACAAUGUCCUGCAGAUUGUGGUAUGGAGUUUUCUUCUCAUUUUGUUUUGUUUAAAUCUAUCUGAAGUUAAUUUUAUUAGUUUGAGACUUGUAAGUCCAGAAUUAACCUGGACAUUCCUUGUGAUUUUGUUAUCUUUGACUUUAUUCGUUUUAGUUUUAUUGAAUGAGCUGUUCUUAAUACUUGCUUCACACAGCUUAAACAAUAUUAUCCACUACAAGUAGGUGAACUAGAUUUAAAGCAUGACAGGGAUAAAUUAAUGGACUGGGGAAAAAAAUUUAUUUCUUGUAUAUUUAUCAAAGACAAUUUAUGUAUCAUUACAUUGAUUUUAGUAUCUGCAAAUAUCAUAAAGAGUAAAUGUUGAUAAGAAUUGUCAUCUAUCAUUCUUAUACAAUUGCUAGAAGAUAACUGUUGUUGACAUUUUUCACAGCCUGCCCAACAGGACAAGGUGGACAAUAGUGUUGAAGAAAAGUUAAAAAUGGCCGUCAUCCUCAUAUCUGUUGUUUUAGGUUUAAUCUGCAUUGUCCUGGCCAUUGUGCUCUUUUAUGUUCAUAGAAGGUAAGAACUGUUCUUAACUGAAACUUGCUAUUUGAUAAGUUUUUAUAAUAAACAGCUGAGAGAUCUUUAAUUUCUUAAAGUUUUCUUACAUAUUUAUUAAAGAAAAUUUUGAAUUUAAACAAAAAAAUGUGUUUAACUUUAAAAACGGGUUGCUGAAAUUUUACUUUCAUCUUCAGAUAUCAAAGAAAAUUAAAGGCAGCUACAGCAAUGGCUUACAGUAAGUAUGUGGAUGGGGGGGUGAGGUGGGAUGGGAUGAAGUACCAUAAUCUUAAAUAAUUACCUUAGAAUGUUAAUAUUUAGAUAAAUAAUUUUACAAGAAUGUGCACAAGGAAAUGUAAAAAAUGGUUGAAAGUUUCCUACAUUUGAGUCACAUAUCUACUGUAUGCUACAUGACUUCUCAUGCUGUUCUCACAAUUAAGAUUGCAUUCAAAGACUAAUUCAUUUAUUUCAUUAUAAAAAAACGUUAUUGUAAUAUUACUGCUGUCAAAACAAUAACAUUUAUGUCCAUAAUAUUGUUCUUUACAGUCAACUCAGGAGUUGGUACGAAGUUAAAUGUGGUCAUAUUUGUAAAAAUAUUCAUUUUAUUCAAGCUUUUUUUUAAAAAUUUGAACAAAGACCCUGAAUCAUGAGUUUAAGACUUCUUUAAAAAAGCGCUGAAAAAUCGAGAAUAAUCUUAUUUAAUGUUUGAGACUGUAAUUGAUCUAUAAUUUAUUUUAUUUUAUCUUAAACUCUAGUGGAUAUCUCUUUUUAAUUAGCUUUUUAUGAUAAAUUUGUGUUUCAAACAACAUAAUAAAAUAUUUGACACUAAAUUUAAAAAUACUCUACAAUAAAUUACUCUUACUUAUUAAAAAUAUAUUUAUUUUUGUUUUCUUAAAGUCAUUACCGCUUACUUUUAUGUGCCAUUCUAAAUGCCAUAAUAAUUUGUUACAUGUUAUUUCUUCAAUUUACAAGAGUCUUGUUUGCAAUUUUGCCUUUUUAAUUGUUAAAGUUUAACUAUGAAAAUAUUAUGAGUAAGUUAAAAUUUUAUAUUUUAGAAGGCUUUCUUGAACUGUUUAUUGAUAAUGACAAAAUGAAAUCUCCUAACCAUUACAGCUCCUAGUGACAGUGACUUAUACAAAGCUGAUAUUCCAGGAACACAAAUUAAUUCCUUUGAAAAGUAAGUAUGUUUUUUCUUCAUCUAGAAGAAUCUGUUUUGUGUUAGAAAAAUUUAGUUUUGAAAAUAUAUUAUUUGGUAGACUAAUCUUCAGUAAGCUACAAGGAUCCUUGCAAAACAAUGUUUAAACAUUUAGCUUUAUUGCAGUUUAACCCUCAUAUUUUGUCAAAAAUACCCUUAAAUAUUUUAGGGUAACUACAUAGAAAAAACACUUAAAUUAUUAUGGUAACUAACUAGAAAAAAAAGUAAGAUUUUACUUUUACUUUAUUUUAGCCAUUAGCAUUAAUCCUAAUUAUAGCAUUGAAUCAUUACACAAUUGGUUAUAGUUAUAGCACAAUGUUGGGUUUUUUAAUUCUCUGCAUAUCAAGUCCAUUUUAGUUUACUAUAAUGCAUAUUCUCAACAAACUUAAUUGCUUAUCUGUGUUAGACAUUAAACUAAUCUAUGUUAGUGGUGUCUCCUACAUAAUAUUUAUAUUUUUAACAAAUGUAAUUAUCUACUAAUUAUGAUUAUUUUUGCAUCCUUUCAUAAUAUAUUAGAUAUAUUAUAUCUUUUUUUUUAAAUCUUCCUCUUUUGCUACAUUUUACUGAAUAGAUAUUCUUUGUUAGAAAAUUAAUAUGAAUUCAUAAUAUUUUGCUUGUGAUUAAGUUUGCAUCUGUUCCACAGCUAAUAUAAUUUGAUUGCUUGAACUGGCUUUGGUUUUGGUUGCUAAAAUCUAACCCUUAGAAAUGCAUGUUUCUCCCUGUAUUAUAAAAACAUGAAUUGCUGGCAAUAUUUAACUUCAUAUUCCCCCAUAGCAAAUAGGUAUAGGCCCUACAGAGCUAAUUGCUAUACAAAGCAAAUUGGUGUAAAGCAAAGCAGCUUAAUUUGCUAGAUUUGCAAGAGAGAACUUAAAAAUUAACAGGCAGAGACAUUAUUUAACACAAUAUAUUUCUGACAACUACACAUUUAAGUAAUUUAAAACAAAAUAGUUUUGUGCUCUGCAUAACUUUAUAAGAUAUAAAAAAAAAGAAAGCAACACUACUAGCCUGACCAUUUAAGAUUUCCUUCUGUUAGAUGCAAACUUUACAUUAGUGUUUUACCUCUCCUUUUUAUUUUCUUCUCUCCUUUCUUUUCACUUUGUUGCAUCAGACCGAGAUUAUUUGAAGGACAAACCAGAUUUUAAUUGUAUGUAUUUUUUUGAGUGUUUUCAUGUACUAUUCAGUUUUGGUUGUCACCGUUUGUCUGUCCUGAGUCUGUAUGUUUUGAUCCCCACUUAUGCUGUGCCUUUGUUUUUAAUCCUUUUAAAUCAUUCCAUAGACUUUAAAGGCCCACUCACACAACAGAGAUGCUCUUAUUCAAACAACGUCACGUAUCUCAAAAUUGGCAUGAUCAAUUAUGUUAAGUUUCAUUUUUAUCUAAUAGUAGCAGCUUAGAUAAGUGAGAAACAUUUUACAUUUUAUUGCAUAAGUCUUCAUUUAGAAUUUAAAACUAUCAAAACACAUUCAGUAUUAUAUGACAAUGACAUGUAAUAAUUUAUUGCCCAAAAAUUACUUCAAAAAGUUGAAGAAUCCCACGCAAAUGCCGUCUAAUAGCUUUUACGCUAAUGCUGUCAAACAGGUUUUAAUAAGCUAAUGCUGACUAACAGCUUUAUGAUACCAAUUAGGUUAUAGAUAUUAUAAGACUAUUAAAAAAUUUUUAAACUGAUAUGCCUGAAAUUCUUGUUAUGAAAAUAAAAUUGAUUAUUCAAACUUAAUAAAACCAGAACAUUUUAGCUUGACGGUUGGAUAAGAAAUGCACAAAGCUUGUAAAUCUAUAUUAGAUUCACUGCAACACAUUUAAAGACUGUAGGCUACUUGAUCACCAGCAUUUUUGCAUCUCAUUAAUGAAUUGAUCACCAGCUGCCAUGCAUCUCAUUAAUGAAUUGAUCACCAGCUGCCAUGCAUCUCAUUAAUGAAUUGAUCACCAGCUGCCAUGUAACUCAUUAAUGAAUUGAUCACCAGCUGCCAUGCAUCUCAUUAAUGAAUUGAUCACCAGCUGCCAUGCAUCUCAUUAAUGAAUUGAUCACCAGCUGCCAUGCAUCUCAUUAAUGAAUUGAUCACCAGCUGCCAUGCAUCUCAUUAAUGAAUUGAUCACCAGCUGCCAUGCAUCUCAUUAAUGAAUUGAUCACCAGCUGCCAUGCAUCUCAUUAAUGAAUUGAUCACCAGCUGCCAUGCAUCUCAUUAAUGAAUUGAUCACCAGCUGCCAUGCAUCUCAUUAAUGAAUUGAUCACCAGCUGCCAUGCAUCUCAUUAAUGAAUUGAUCACCAGCUGCCAUGCAUCUCAUUAAUGAAUUGAUCACCAGCUGCCAUGCAUCUCAUUAAUGAAUUGAUCACCAGCUGACAUGCAUCUCAUUAAUGCUGUUUUAUUAUGGAUAUUGGCUGGAUAUUCAAAAUUACAAAUUUAAAAGUCAGAAAUCCCAGAUGAUUCAUGUUUAUAUAUUCACCACAAUGAUGAUAAAGGCUAGCAUGUACAAAAGGCUUAGUUUGUUAAAAUUUAAAUUUAUUGAAAGUUUAGAGAGUAGAGUUGACUGGAAAGUUCUGCUGCAUGAUUCAUUGACAAAUGAUCCUUUAUAAUAGUGUAUAUUUAAUAUUCGUUUCAAAUCACUUUGUGUGUUCUGUUGCUUUAAAUGGAAUCUAUAAUUAUUUUAUAGAUGCUUCAGUUUUAUACUCUUGUAUGUCACCCUUGUUAAAAUUUUAUUUGCAAUGAGAUUAUUGUAGAUAUCUAACUAACAUGUCUGUUCCAUGCAAUCUCUCUCCAUCACACAACACAAAAUUGGGUGUCACAUUAUUUUAAAUCUUUACAAUUUUUAAAAUAAAUUUUAAAUAAAAAGUAUUAAAUAAUCAAUGUAUUAAAUAGGAUAUGCCUAACCUUGCUAGGAAUAGUAAAGGAUGAACACUUUGGUUCUAUUGUCAGGGGUUGCUUGACAAUAAAAAGAAUUUCUGAAUUUCAGUUAUAUAUCCUACAUAAGCCCACCUAGGCCAGCUUUUACUACAGGUAACUCGUACACCUCGUACGGUACAUUUUAAACUAACUAGAUCUGUUGUCUCGCUUGCAUGGGGAUAGCUGUUAGAGGAUUAUGAACUCUAACUCUUAAACUCUUAUCUACGCUUGACCUGACUACUUGCCCUUUGUUUACUCAGCUUGAGCCUUGCGAUGUGAUUGGUCACUUAAUGCAUGGAUGAAUUGGGGGGUGGGGGUCAAUGCAGUUUUUGGGGUGGGAUGUGCAAUAUAAAAAUUAAAUAAGUUUGAUGCCCACAAGGCAAUUUUUAAAAAAAAAAUGUAUUUCAUCCCUUUAGUUUCUAGAAUGUUUUGGUGCCUUUAGGAAACCCAAUCUAGCCUUUGCGUCAAAAUGUGUACAUGUGGACUGAACAGGAACCUGUUGCUUUACACACACAUUCGAUUGCAAUUAAUUGUUUAACAGCAACUCACUGUUGUUAAGUCUAAUUUUUAAUAUUGGUUUUAUUUAGUGUCCUGGGAAAUAUACACACAAUAUAUUUGAUGGUCUAUGAUUAAUAUAAUGAAGUUGAUGUUUAAACAAUCUCACUGUUGCUUAGUUAGGCUUAGCUUGCUCAAAUAGGCCCUAAAUUUACUCUUAAGAAAUGUGCUUCAGCUGUUGUUAAAUUUCGAAUUUUCAGAUAUGUAUAUUAUAAAUGAAAUGAGAUAAUAUUUUAUUCCAUGUUAAAUCAAAAUAAACUUGAGUUUCAAAUGAAACUUAGAUGACAUUUUUAACAAAAACUGUUUAGAAAAAUUUAUCAGCUCACAUAAGGAAAGAAAUGUUUAAUGUCAAUUUUUGUAGCUGCUCAAAAUAUGUAGAUCACAUUAUUUAACUGGUUCUAUGUGUGCACUUCCCUCUUUCACAGUGCCAACCCCAUAUUCUUAGAGAAGAUUAUGUUGGAUAGACGUGAUGAUGGGUAG
This is a messenger RNA of Lymnaea stagnalis (great pond snail), 31515 nucleotides long. Lineage: Eukaryota; Metazoa; Mollusca; Gastropoda; Lymnaeidae. The record is from the annotation of a GenBank genome assembly.